Messenger RNA from Trichoplusia ni (cabbage looper), 2834 nucleotides. RefSeq names its product elongation of very long chain fatty acids protein 7-like (gene sit). Gene Ontology annotation, molecular function: fatty acid elongase activity. Bases 486 to 1433 code for a protein of 315 amino acids. NCBI's taxonomy places the organism in Eukaryota, Metazoa, Arthropoda, Insecta, Lepidoptera, Noctuidae. The record is from RefSeq and is a predicted model, not a curated record. Gene Ontology annotation, biological process: sphingolipid biosynthetic process; very long-chain fatty acid biosynthetic process; fatty acid elongation, polyunsaturated fatty acid. The transcript is spliced from 6 exons. Gene Ontology annotation, cellular component: endoplasmic reticulum membrane.
GAAAGAGCUAUGCAAAUAGAUGCGACACCCUGAAAUGCUCUACGUAAGUGCGGUGCAAGGGGGAGAGGGAUGUCAAAUUGUUGUGGUCGGUGCUUGUAAGGCGUUUUACGAUGUCGAGUAUGAAUGACUAGUUCCGUUGCAAAAUUAUAUAUGUGUAGUAUGAUGCAAAGGUUUGUUUUGGUUGUCGCGAUCGCUGUUUCAUCAAACAAUCAUGUCUUUAGCUUAUUGAUGUGAGGGCUAUGUAACUCAAUGCAUUUUAGUCGACUCGGAACACUCCGCAUAUUUACUGCGGUGAGGAGAUUUCAAAACCGUUUUACGUGGAUACUUUACACCUGUUUGCUAGCCUACUGUUGCGGCAUAGGUGCACUAAGUAUGGUCAACACUAACAAUAAAACGGAUAUAUUCAACUAUAAAAUGCGGGGGAGUCUCUCAUGACAAGCGAAUAGAAGCUUAGUAAACAUUAUUAGUACCUGAACCCUCACGAGAUGGCGCUGUUCAACAAUUCCUUCUCCAGAACCUACCAUCACUUAUUCGUUGAAUUAGCAGAUCCGAGAACAAACGACUGGUUCCUGAUAAAGAGCCCGGUCCCCGGACUGACGAUCAUCGGCCUGUACCUGUACUUCUCAUUGAAAUGGGGACCACGGUACAUGACUGACAAGAAACCAUUCCAACUACAGAAGACAUUAAUUAUUUAUAAUUUCAUACAAGUCGUCGUAAGCUGCUGGUUGUUCCAUGAGGGCCUCGCCGCUGGCUGGUUGAGGACUUACAGUUGGAAAUGUCAACCUGUUGACUUCUCAAAAACGCCAGAAGCUAUGAGAGUAGCACGAGGCGUCUACAUAUACUUCCUGGCGAAAAUAUCUGAACUACUCGACACGGUGUUCUUCGUGAUCAGGAAAAAGGAUAGGCAGAUAACCUUCCUACACAUGUACCACCAUACAGUGAUGCCCAUGAUAUCAUGGGGCGCUACCAAGUAUUACCCCGGGGGGCACGGGACCCUGAUCGGAGUGAUAAACUCCUUCGUCCACAUCAUCAUGUACACGUACUACAUGUUCUCAGCUCUUGGACCCCAGUACCAGAAGUAUCUGUUCUGGAAGAAGUACAUCACUACACUUCAAAUGCUCCAGUUCUGCAUCGCCUUCCUCCAUUCCUCUCAACUUCUGUUCUACGACUGCGGAUACCCUCGCUGGUCCGUCGUCUUCACUCUUCCUAACUCAAUCUUCUUCUACUACCUCUUCUACGACUUUUACUACAAGGCCUACGGCAAACCUGAAAAGAAGGGAGCGAAGGAAAAGACAACUGAAGUAAAAGAACUGAGCAAUGGUUACGCAAAUGGAAAGGUUAAAUCCAAUGGAGUUUCUAAUGGAGUUUCCAACGGAGUUUCCAAUGGAGUUUCCAACGGAAUAUCUAACGGCAAUGGCAUAAAGGUUGAUUAAGCAAAACUGAUCAAAUCUUGUAAAUAUUUUCGUUAUAUAAGAUCCAAUACCAAUUUUAGUUUAAGCUAAUUUUGAAUAUUGAUUAAUUGUAAAAAUCAAUGCUGAACAAAUUUUGCUUUAUUUCCUUAGCUUUACUGAAUGUCUGAAUCUCAUCUGUGGGAUUUUCUUUUCUAAUUUUGAAACUUCUGUUGGAUUUUUGUUUCUCCUAAUGUUAAUGCCUUCUUUUAGAGUAAAAAAUGUUACGGUGUAUAUAAUAUAGAUUGUUAUACCAUGUAUUUAAGGAAUAACUGUUUAAAGUUAAGAAAAUAUGCCUGAGUGUAUUGCCAUGAAGUCGGAAAUGCUGUGCUUUCAAAAUAUUUUUUGUACGCAUCGUUUGUCUCAAAAUUAUAUGGCACAAAAAUCUUUGCCUCCAGAGGUUAAAACUUCAUUUGAUUUCAAGAGCUAUAUAAGAAAAAUAUUUUUUCAACAUCUACAAUCGGAGAGCAAAGAAAAAAAAAUACUGUCAAUUUAACAACUGUCGAAAUCGUGAUAAAUAUAUAAAUUGUCUUCCAUUUUAUUGAUAUUUCUUCCAUGUAUAAUCUUGAUUGCAGGUUAGCUGUCAUUUAAUUGAUCAUAUUCGAGUUUCAUUCGAACUAUAUUAUUUAACUUAGGUAAGCCUCUUGACAAGACUCAUUCCUACAAACGUCACUGAUGGAAUCGAUCAAUCAUUUGAAAGUGUCGAGUCAUUGAAAAUCAUCGGUAACGCUUGCAGAAAUGAAACUUGUGUCGGGGAAAGUGUAGAUACUUAAAAGGCGAACAAUAUUAUUUAAGGUUGCGCCCCAAGAUUGUUGGAAAAGUUAUAUAUAGAUACCCGUUUUUGAAAUUUGCUAGAAAUUACGUUUUCUUUUGUCAGAAACAACAAAGGUUCAAAAUGUUCAAGAAAUUUCGUUGUUUAUGCAGAUUUGGAAAGUAAUAGAAUUUGUCACACAUUUGACUAUCGCUAAAGCUAUUUCUAGUUACCAAUAUAACAUGUUAAACGAAUUUAAAAUAAGACUACUUACUUAAUAUUUUAUACAAUUAGCGAAUGAAUUAGCAAUUUAGAUUUCUUUACGCUUCAUACCAAAAUGUGACUAUGAAUAUUCUAAUGCACACAUAUUUGCUUGUAAUGAUGACGUCAAUCAUCAAAUUCCAAAAUUCAGAGGUACUUGUAUUAUGUCAGACUUCAACGGUUUGAAAACAGACUGUUUUGAAUUAGGAACAAAUUCAGAUACACCGUGGAGUUACAGCUGAGUGUGCAUUCUCUUCAACAAGUGCUUCUAUUCAAGCAUCUUUUUUAACUGUAGUUGCACGUUAUACACUAAAUAAUUGUACAUUUGCGUAAUCGGGUUUGUAAUGUUUAAAAAUAUAUGUGACUACAAUAUU